AUGUUGUCGAACCAAGAACUAUUUGACUUGAACAAAAAAGCCGUAAGCCAAGGGCUUAAAAUUAAGCCUCGGCUUAACUACAACACCGUGGGCGGAGUGAACGGUCCAUUGGUGAUUUUGGAGAACGUCAAGUAUCCACGUUACAACGAAAUCGUGAACUUGACGCUUCCUGACGGCACAAUCAGGCAGGGUCAAGUCUUGGAAGUGAGAGGCGACAGAGCCAUUGUUCAAGUUUUUGAAGGUACUUCGGGAAUUGACGUCAAGAAGACUACCGUCGAGUUCACCGGUGAAAACUUGCGGAUUCCGGUCUCGGAAGACACCUUGGGCCGUAUCUUUGAUGGGUCUGGUAGACCUAUCGAUAACGGGCCUAAAGUUUUCGCUGAAGACUACUUGGACAUCAAUGGUUCGCCUAUUAACCCCUAUGCUCGUAUUUACCCUGAGGAAAUGAUUUCCACCGGUAUUUCAGCCAUCGACACCAUGAAUUCUAUCGCGCGUGGCCAAAAAAUUCCUAUCUUCUCGGCCUCUGGUCUUCCUCACAAUGAAAUCGCAGCCCAAAUUUGCAGACAAGCAGGUCUUGUUAGACCCACUAAGGAUGUUCAUGACGGUCACGAGGACAAUUUCUCGAUUGUGUUUGCCGCCAUGGGUGUCAACUUGGAAACCGCUAGAUUUUUCAAACAAGAUUUCGAAGAAAAUGGAUCGUUGGAGAGAACUUCUUUGUUUUUGAACUUGGCCAAUGACCCUACCAUUGAAAGAAUCAUUACGCCUAGAUUGGCAUUGACUACUGCCGAGUAUUUGGCUUACCAAACCGAACGUCAUGUCUUGACUAUCUUGACAGACAUGUCCUCGUACGCCGAUGCAUUGAGAGAAGUGUCUGCUGCUAGAGAAGAAGUUCCUGGUAGAAGAGGUUACCCAGGUUACAUGUACACCGAUUUAUCCACCAUUUACGAGAGAGCAGGUAGAGUGGAAGGCCGUAACGGUUCUAUCACUCAAAUUCCUAUCUUGACCAUGCCAAAUGAUGAUAUCACACAUCCAAUUCCGGAUUUGACUGGUUACAUUACCGAAGGUCAAAUUUCUGUGGAUCGUCAAUUGCACAACAAGGGUGUUUAUCCUCCAAUCAAUGUUUUACCUUCGCUAUCCAGAUUAAUGAAAUCGGCCAUUGGUGAGGGUAUGACCAGAAAGGACCACGGUGAUGUUUCAAACCAGCUGUACGCCAAAUACGCUAUUGGUAGAGACGCUGCAGCCAUGAAGGCUGUGGUUGGUGAAGAGGCUUUGUCCAUUGAAGAUAAAUUAUCUUUGGAAUUCUUGGAGAAGUUUGAAAAGACUUUUAUCUCUCAAGGCGCCUACGAAGACAGAACCGUCUUUGAGAGUUUAGAUCAAGCUUGGUCUCUAUUGAGAAUCUAUCCAAAGGAAAUGUUGAACAGAAUCUCUCCAAAGAUUUUGGACGAGUUUUACGAUAGAACUAGAGACGAUGAUGAAGACGAAGAGCACGAAGAGGAAGACCCAGACAAAAAGCCUCAGGAGGAAUCUUUGAUCUGA
This is a messenger RNA of Lachancea nothofagi CBS 11611, 1536 nucleotides long. The record is from the annotation of a GenBank genome assembly. NCBI's taxonomy places the organism in Eukaryota, Fungi, Ascomycota, Saccharomycetes, Saccharomycetales, Saccharomycetaceae.